AUGCCGAAGUUCGUGCCGCGCCAGCGAAAACAGAAACACCGGCACCAGGAGCCAACUGCGCCAGUCGACACCAACAUUGCGGAGCUAGCGCCCGUCUCCAAAGAUGAAAAAGAAGCUCGGAGGCAGAAGCUGCGAGAAGAGCUACGAGAUCAGCAUGUCACUGUCUCCUCCAAGAAGCAGAAGCGUUUGGACAAGUAUAUUGAAACCAAACUCAAGAAAGAAGAGAAUCUCGAGCUCCUGAAAAAGCUGGCCCAAGCGAAUGUCGACACCUCAGCACUCCAGACAUCGAGGGAUUUAGGGAAGCGCAAGAGAGCGGCGGAUGGCAACACUGCCGUUGCGUUUCAAGCGCAAACUGCUUCCGCUCGAGAUGCAGCUGGAGACGACGCUGACGACUCCGACCUCGAUCCUAUGGCAGCAUUUCCUGCACCAACCUCAAAGUCUCCAUUAUCCCAAGCACCUACUGGAAGUGGAUUGAAGCGCCCUCUCGAACUUGGACCGGACGGGCUCCCGGUUAUUAAGAAGCGGAAGCGCACAGCCAAGACGAAAUCUGCGCCUACACCUGCAUCUGAGCCCUCGUGGGAAGGAUUCGGAUCCGAUGGCGAGGAGUCUGGUGAUGAUAAAGAGGAUUUGGAUGCCAAUAACUCAGACGUCGAGGCUAAGGGUGGCUCUGAAGAUGAGGGCUCUGAGGAUUCCUCUGAGCAGUCAUCCGAAGAUACUUCUGAUGAUGAGGAAGACGAGGAGAGUGAGGGACACGAACGUCGCAUCAAACCGCGAGAGUCAGCCUUCAAGUCUUGGGCUGUGCAGCAGAUCAAUGAGGUCAUAGGCUUCAAACCAGCUGAAGGACCGGUGAUCCAUGACCAAGUACAGCAGGCAUUUGCGCCACCCAGAAAGGAACCCAAGAACACCGUUGAAAUUGAAGAGCCUCUUCCCCGAGAACUCGAAGUGACUACCGGAAACCCCUUCCGCAAGGCGUUUAGCAUUCCUGUCGAUCGAUCAGAGGAGAUCCAGACAGCUCGUCUCGGACUCCCGGUUGUUGGCGAGGAACAGAAAAUCAUGGAAGCAAUCUACAACAACUCGGUCAUUGUCAUCUGGGGCGCCACUGGUAGCGGAAAGACGACUCAGCUUCCCCAGUUCCUAUUCGAGGCAGGCUUUGGCAAUCCCGACAGUCCGAACCCUGGCCUGAUUGGUGUCACUCAGCCUCGUCGAGUGGCCGCCGUGAGUAUGGCAAACCGUGUCUCCCAGGAAUUGGGUCAGUAUUCGGACAAAGUUUCAUACCAGAUUCGAUUCGAGACCACAGUCUCUAAGAAGACUGCUAUCAAGUUCAUGACGGAUGGUAUCCUGCUACGGGAGAUCGCGGAUGACUUUGCUCUCCGCAAGUACUCCGUUCUCAUCAUUGAUGAAGCACACGAACGGAGUGUUAACACUGAUAUUCUGAUUGGAAUGGUCAGCCGUAUUGUGGACUUGCGCAAGUCGAUGAGCGAGGAGGAUCCGUCCGUCAAGCCGUUGAAGGUGGUCAUCAUGUCUGCUACGCUUCGUAUUUCGGAUUUCACGGACAACGCAAGUCUCUUCCGCGAAGGACCACCUCCAUUGGUGCAAGCUGAAGGUCGGCAGUAUCCUGUAACUGUUCAUUUCUCUCGCCGUACCCAGCGGGAUUAUGUUGAGGAAGCCUUCCGCAAGGUCUCCCGGGGACAUCGCAAACUCCCGGCAGGUGGAAUGCUUGUGUUUCUGACUGGACAGAACGAGAUUCGGCUCUUGUCAAAGAAGCUGAAGCAGGCAUUCAAGCCAACACAGCGUGCGGAUACGACGCAAGCCAAAGUAGAGAUUUCUGCCAAUGAUGCUCCUCUAGAGGCAGAAGACUUGGAGCUGGGUGGUAUGGAGAUGGACAACGCUGGAGACGAGGACGAUGACCUGGAAAUCACUGGGUUGGAUGAGCCAGAGGAUGAUGACGGUUUCGAUCUCGGCGAGGACGCUAUGGACUCUUCAACUCGGGUACACGUCCUGCCUCUGUACUCGCAACUCCCAACAAAAGAACAGAUGAAGGUCUUCGAGCCUGCACCAGAGAACUCGCGCCUCAUCAUCCUUGCCACCAACGUCGCGGAAACAUCACUCACCAUUCCUGGUAUCAAGUAUGUCUUCGACUGCGGUCGGUCCAAAGAAAAGCAAUAUGACCUCUCCACGGGUGUCCAAAACUUCCAGAUCGGCUGGAUUAGCAAGGCCAGCGCAAGCCAGCGAGCCGGUCGAGCCGGUCGAACAGGGCCUGGACACUGCUAUCGACUGUAUUCCUCGGCAGUCUACGAGGCUGACUUCGCCGACUACACCGACCCGGAGAUCCUCCGCACGCCCAUCGAAGGAGUGGUUCUCCAGAUGAAGAGCAUGGGUCUGCACAAUGUAAUCAACUUCCCCUUCCCAACACCUCCAAGCCGACAAGGUCUUGCCAAAGCGGAGAAGCUGUUGAAGUACCUCGGCGCUCUCACUGGCAGCGGGCAAGUCACUCAGAUUGGCCGUCGUCUCUCGACAUACCCCCUCUCCCCCCGCUUCGGCAAGAUGCUCUACAUUGGUCAUCAGCACGGUUGCAUGCCCUAUGUCAUCGCCCUAGUCGCCGCCCUAGCAGUCGGCGAUCUCUUCGUUGCCGAGAAUCAACUACCUGGCAACGAGGCCCCAGCCCCCCAGAGCAGAAAGCCCGAUUCCGACUCCGACUCGAGUGACUGCGAGGACCGGAAAGUCUAUACAAACGCAGACCGCCUCGAAGACACCCAGCGCGAGCAGCGCGCAAAGGACUACGCCCGCGUCCACCGCCUCCUCAGCAAGCACGAUGACACCAGCGACGCUCUAAAAUACCUCUCCGCAAUCUGCGCCUACGCCUACGCUGCCGACGGCGAUGCCUUCAGCGAACAGAUGUUCCUGCGCGCAAAGGCCUUCAAGGAAGCAUCUCAACUGCGGCACCAGCUUUCCGACAUCGUGCGCUCCAAUAACCCUGGUCUUCUAGGCGCGUACUCUGCCAAACUGCCAGAGCCUUCGCCCAAGCAACUCAAAGCGCUUAAGCAAAUCGUCACAGCCGGCUUCAUCGACAACGUCGCCAUCCGCGCGGACCUCGCGCCCGUGCCGCCAGAAAUACCUCGCGCGCCCCGCCGCGCCAUCGAUGUACCGUACCUCACACUGUUCCGCUCGCGCGAGCGCCACGCCGAGGACAUCGCUGAGCGCGCAGUCUUCGUGCACCCCACAUCCGUACUGGCCAAGCUCACCCCCAAGGAAAUGCCGCCGUACAUCGUAUACUCGCAUCUGCAGCAGUCGGCGGCGGCACCGGUGGCCGGCUACACGCCCAAGAUCCGCAUGUUCCCGCUUGUGGCGCCGAGCGGGCUCCAAUUGGCGGCUAUUGCGCACGAUACCCCGCUGAUUGAGUAUGGUAAGCCUGUGGGCAAGACGGAGCUGCUGGAGGGGAUUCCACAGCGCAGGUCCUGCUGGGUUGUGCCGGCGCUCGUGGGGGAUUCUGGGGGUACUGGGUGGCCGCUGCCGGCGAAAAAGGCUGUGCAGAGGAAGGAUCCGAGGGAGGGCUGGGUGAUUGAGAAGUUUGUGGCGUGA
Penicillium canariense is the source of this 3579-nucleotide messenger RNA. Its product is annotated as ATP-dependent RNA helicase ECM16. Gene Ontology annotation, cellular component: nucleolus; intracellular anatomical structure. Bases 1 to 3579 code for a protein of 1192 amino acids. NCBI's taxonomy places the organism in Eukaryota, Fungi, Ascomycota, Eurotiomycetes, Eurotiales, Aspergillaceae. The transcript is spliced from 2 exons. Gene Ontology annotation, molecular function: RNA binding; ATP binding; ATP hydrolysis activity. Gene Ontology annotation, biological process: maturation of SSU-rRNA from tricistronic rRNA transcript (SSU-rRNA, 5.8S rRNA, LSU-rRNA). The record is from RefSeq and is a predicted model, not a curated record.